Messenger RNA from Miscanthus lutarioriparius, 708 nucleotides. NCBI's taxonomy places the organism in Eukaryota, Viridiplantae, Streptophyta, Magnoliopsida, Poales, Poaceae. The record is from the annotation of a GenBank genome assembly.
AUGGGCGCGGCGGCGUGGUGGCGGCGCGCGCUGGGGCAGCGGUUCAACCCAGCCGGCGUGGCCGCGGUGGCGGCCGUCGCGGCGUCCAAGCCGCCCCUAGCGCUGCCGCACGUGUCGGUGCAAGACAUCAGGUGGCUCGACUGGGCUGAGCUCCGCCGCGCCGGGUUCCGCGGCGUCGUUUUCGACAAGGACAACACGCUCACGGCCCCCUACGCGCCCGCGCUCUGGCCGCCGCUCGCUGCAGCGUUCGACCAGUGCCGCGCGACGUUCCCGCCCGGUGCGCUUGCCAUCUACAGCAACUCCGCAGGGUUGACGGAGUAUGAUCCGGACGGGGUGGAUGCGAGGGCGAUCGAAGCGGCCAUCGAGGGGGUUCAUGUGAUCAGGCAUGAUGUAAAGAAACCAGGUGGACCAGCUAAUGAAAUAGAGAGUUACUUUGGUUGUUCAGCCACAAAUCUUGUGUUGGUUGGUGACCGUUACUUCACUGAUGUGGUCUAUGGAAACAGGAAUGGCUUUCUUACAGUACUGACAGAGCCUUUAAACAUCUCUGAUGAAUCGUACAUUGUCAAAAGGGUUAGGAAACUGGAGGCGUACAUCAUCAGUUAUUGGUACAAGAAAGGGCACAAACCAAUAGAGCAUCCUUUGCUCCCAGAUGCAAGAAGAAUAGUGAAGUUUGACCCAUAUGACGACUCAGUUACAACCAGAAUAUAG